Otolemur garnettii (small-eared galago) is the source of this 3359-nucleotide messenger RNA. RefSeq names its product zinc finger and BTB domain containing 14 (gene ZBTB14). Gene Ontology annotation, biological process: regulation of transcription by RNA polymerase II. NCBI's taxonomy places the organism in Eukaryota, Metazoa, Chordata, Mammalia, Primates, Galagidae. The transcript has 2 exons. Gene Ontology annotation, molecular function: protein binding; RNA polymerase II cis-regulatory region sequence-specific DNA binding; DNA-binding transcription factor activity, RNA polymerase II-specific. The record is from RefSeq and is a predicted model, not a curated record. The coding region runs from base 199 to 1548 and encodes 449 amino acids. Gene Ontology annotation, cellular component: nucleus.
GGAGACAGAACAAGAAAAGCAAGUUUUAUUUUUUAAAAUCAAUACUUGAAAACCUUGGUUUGGGUUUUGGGAUAGAGCAAUAUCCUACCUCAUUCUUGUUUGUCCUUUUUCUUAUAGAUCUGGCGUGCUUUUGAUCAGAGUUCCUCUGAUCUGAAGAUUUUGACGUUUGAGGCACUAAGAUAAUAGCCUGUGUUGUUCAUGGAGUUUUUCAUCAGUAUGUCUGAAACCAUUAAAUAUAAUGACGAUGAUCAUAAAACUCUGUUUCUGAAAACACUAAAUGAACAACGCCUAGAAGGAGAAUUUUGUGAUAUUGCUAUUGUGGUUGAAGAUGUGAAAUUCAGAGCACACAGAUGUGUUCUUGCUGCCUGCAGCACCUACUUUAAAAAGCUUUUCAAGAAGCUUGAAGUUGAUAGUUCUUCAGUAAUAGAAAUAGAUUUUCUUCGUUCUGAUAUAUUUGAAGAGGUCCUCAACUACAUGUACACGGCAAAGAUUUCCGUGAAAAAAGAAGAUGUUAACUUGAUGAUGUCAUCGGGUCAGAUUCUUGGGAUCCGAUUUUUGGAUAAACUCUGUUCUCAGAAGCGGGAUGUAUCUAGUCCUGAUGAAAAUAAUGGUCAGUCAAAAAGUAAGUAUUGCCUCAAAAUAAAUCGCCCCAUUGGAGAUGCUGCUGACACUCAGGAUGACGAUGUGGAAGAAAUUGGGGAUCAAGAUGACAGUCCUUCUGAUGACACGGUAGAAGGCACACCCCCAAGUCAGGAGGACGGCAAGUCACCCACAACAACACUCAGGGUUCAGGAAGCGAUUUUGAAAGAGCUGGGCAGUGAGGAAGUUAGGAAAGUCAACUGCUAUGGCCAGGAAGUAGAAUCCAUGGAGACCCCAGAAUCAAAAGAUUUGGGGUCACAGACCCCUCAAGCCUUAACAUUUAAUGAUGGGAUGAGUGAAGUGAAAGAUGAACAGACACCAGGCUGGACAACAGCUGCCAGUGACAUGAAGUUUGAGUAUUUGCUUUACGGUCACCACCGGGAGCAAAUUGCCUGCCAGGCAUGUGGUAAGACAUUUUCUGAUGAAGGCCGAUUGAGGAAGCACGAAAAACUCCACACGGCAGACAGGCCAUUUGUUUGUGAGAUGUGUACGAAAGGUUUCACCACACAGGCCCACCUGAAAGAACACCUAAAAAUCCACACGGGAUAUAAGCCCUACAGUUGUGAGGUGUGUGGAAAAUCAUUUAUUCGUGCCCCAGACUUAAAGAAGCAUGAGCGAGUUCACAGUAAUGAGAGACCGUUUGCGUGCCACAUGUGUGACAAAGCCUUCAAACACAAGUCCCAUCUCAAGGAUCACGAAAGAAGACACAGAGGGGAAAAGCCUUUUGUGUGUGGCUCCUGCACCAAGGCCUUUGCCAAGGCGUCUGAUCUGAAAAGGCACGAGAACAAUAUGCACAGUGAAAGGAAGCAAGUCACGCCCAGCGCCAUCCAGAGCGAGACAGAACAGUUGCAGGCCGCGGCCAUGGCCGCAGAAGCUGAGCAGCAGUUGGAAACAAUAGCCUGUAGCUAGAGGUGAUGGACCGGGCGCUCUGCCUGGGAAGCAGAGACAGAUCGCAAUUGAUCAUAAUGAAUGAACGGCAGUUACUAUAUUUUUGUGGCGAUGUAUGGAGCAUUGUACUCACUGGACUGAAGACAGUGCUUGCUUAGGUAGUUUUAAAACUUUUCCAGGAAAUAAUAUUCCUAAGUUCUGACCAAACAGUCUGUCCUAUCUAGUGUCUAGUAUUCAUGUGGCCAGGAAGCUCCCCUCCCCCAACUUUUUUAUGAUUUUAAUUUGAGAACUCCUCUGUUAGAAGUGAGAGACAUCUAUUCCAUUUUAGGUUCCUCUUAUACUCACUGGUGAGUGCACUGCACAGAGUGAUAAUUAAGUGAAUUAAUUUCCUAAUCAUCACAAUUCUAUGUGACUUACGGUCAAACAGCAGUUUUAAUAACUUAAAGUACUUCAGACACUGAAAAUAUCAGUGGGUGGUUGACUGAGAACACCAUGCAAAGAUGAAAAGUUCUGGAAAUGCAGAAUGGUAUUAGAUUUAUAUUUGGUUUGUUAAUUUUAUAUUGCUGUUUUUCACUGUUUUUUGGUGGACAAAUAGUGGUUGCUUUGCUGAAGGGUUUCUUCAUCCGUUUUGAUUGCCUGUACCUACCCCAGAAGCUGUAGUCACACAUCGUGAAGGCUGAGCAAACCCACCAGGAUGCUGGUGGUCUCGAGGCUGAGUUCUUAGGUUCUUCUUAGGCAUGGCUGCUCUACACCAGCUGGGAUUUGUGGAGCGAACCAGUGGUGAGAGGAGUAGAAAAGACAAGGUUUUACAUCUGCAGCUAUUCCAAGAUUGAUAGAUUGAAGUAAUUCUUAAUUGCUUUUGGAAUUGGAUUUUUGUUUAGGAUCAAAAUUAGGACAAGAACAGGUAAUGUUUCUUCAGAUCCAUUUGUGUAACAGGUAACUUAACAGAAUGUCGUCAGGCUUUGGGGCUCUCUGCAGCAACAUGAUUUACCCAAAAAGGAGAUACAAUCCGCUUACUUAAAUUAAUAAAUUUGAAAUCAUUUAAGCGUGUAAAUAGUGUUGGUCUUACAUAUUCCAAGUACAAGCAGAUAGCUGCACUUUUUUUUGCACAUUGGAUUAAAGUAACUUCCAUCAGCAACAAACAUCAGACUGUUUAUAACAGAUAUUAAAGAUUGUGAGGCCAAAUGUUUGUUUUGAAGGAUAUUGCAUCACUGGUUACCAUUUUAAAUAGAAGUUGAUUGCCUUUUCAAAGCCGUAAAUCAGAACUCUGUUCCAGUUUUGGUGUACUAAAUGUUCUUUUAACCAUUUCUUUCAGAAUAUAUUGAAUGCCAAUAAUAGUUUGAAUUAUGUUCUGUAAUAAAGUAUUAGUCAAUUCCUUUAGAAUAUGUAGUAUUGAAGAAAAUGUCAACUUUUUAAAAUUCAUCUUUGGUUGCUACGAUUUUUAAAAAAUAUAUUAAAAGUAAUUUCAUUUCAUAGCUUGUUGCAUUAACACCUGUAAUUACUAUUGUGGGAGGAAUUUUAUUUUUAAAAUUGGUGUAAAUGUUAUGCCCAAGAUUGUAGGAUGAAGAUGCUACCUUUUUUAAAAAAAUUUAUUUAUUGGUAAAAUGUUUAACUUAGCUUAAAAUUAAUUUAAUUUCUUGAAAAUUGUUUCUUCUAUCCUGAGAGUAGUCCUGUCACUGUGUUUUUAUGUUGUUAGUAGGAGGGGAACUGAUCGCUGUUCCUAGGCUGUUUUAACCAAAGCAAAGGAAAAAUACUUUAACGUCAGUAGCUACUUCAACAAACCUUAUUUUGAGCCUUCAUUUUCGUAUCCAAAAGAAAAUAUAUUUCUGUCA